GGGAAGAAGGGAGAGGGCCAGGUGGGGGCGGGGGCGGGAGACGGCGGCCUGGCCAGGCCUGCAGGGGCGAGGGGGAGGCGGCGGGACACAGGAAACCGUUGUGGGGCCCCGGGGCCACGUGUCCUUCCAUCCAGGAAGCUUGUGGUGCAACCGCAGUGUGCCUGAAAGCGCCCCGGUAGUGGUGCCCUCCCGGAGGCACUGCCUCAGCUCCCGGCGUGCCCGCCGCCCCGCCCCACCUCGCUGCCCUGGUACUCCGCCGUGGCCUUUGCCCAGUUCCUCCGAGUCCGCGCCCCUGUCCCUGUCCCUCAUAGCCACCGGCCACUAACACAGGUCUCCCCAGUGACGUUACCACCCCCAUCCCCCGCGGCCAGGUGCCCCUCCGAGUGUGGCCUCCAGCGGAGCUGCGGUGGAACUUGCAUAGCUGCUGCUUUCCAGCGUGUAGCUCAGACAGGGCACCCCCUUCCUUUCCCCUCAGCCCCCGCAACAGUGAAAUGGAUGUCAUUACCCCGUCGAGGAUUGUGGGGAUUAAAUUAGAAGUCAACUAAAGAAGCAGCUUCUUUUCUUUCUUAGCAGAGCCCUGGGGUUUGGAAGGAGGGCAGUUAGAAAUUCAUUCAUUUAUUCAGCAAAUAUUUGUGUGGUUUGCCACCAGCCUGUCCUAUGGCUAAGCAGCUACGACCAUUAGAUACUUUGCUCAGAGGUCCCACCGUCUGAGGAGCAAAGAGUGGAUGAGAAAGUGAGCAGGGGGCAUUCCCAGACCACCUCCCCCUUCCAACAUUGGCAUGCCAGAAGGCCACGUGAGCCCCUCUCUUAGUCCCUUGGUGGGGACCCCAGGGAGUGAGGUCAGCCCUCCCUUCUUUGGACUGCAGUGACCUCUAAGUUUUGAGUAAUCUCCUCUUAGUCCUGUUCAAAUUCCUCCUGGCACACCCUGCCCCUUCUCCAUUUGCAGUGUCCUCUCUAGACACAGAUCUCCAAUAUCUGGCCAUUCCAUCUAGGAGAGGUCAGAGACCACAGGUUGGGACAGAGGGCUGGGACCAUGCAGUGGCAGGAGCAGAAGGCAGGAUGAGGCUGACAUUGUCUCUUCUCUGGAGAGCACUGGCCUGGUCUGUCCUGGUCUUCCGAGAUCCUGGGACAUCUGUGUGAAUGGGAGGGGUCUGCCCCCUGCAGCCCAGAGGAGACAUUCCAGUUGUUCCCACCCACCCCUACCCCAACAUGAGGUUGAUGAUUGUGCCUGAAGGAGCUUCCUGAUACUGAGGAAGCCUGAAGAACUGAAGCCUAACACUUGUCGGGCCAGGAGUUUUUGCCCUCUUCAUCUUCCAUACCAUCCUCCAUCUGCCUGGGGAUUCUCCCCUUCCUCUGACUUUCUGGCCCUAGGAGUUGUAUAUUAGGAGGGAGGGUGUGUGUGUGUGUGUGUGUGUGUGUGUGUGUGUGUUUGUGUGUAAUUACCCUGGUGACAAGGAGUGAUGUGGUAAUGGUCCUGGGUUGAGAGCAGCUGAGCUGGAAGGGAUGGACCAGCUUUCCAGAUCAAGGUUCCAGCAAAUAUUCUGGAGGUCCCCUCACCUAUAUUCUAGUCAGAUCUGGGACUUCAGUGGUGUCUGUGGGAGAGGCUUUCUGGUGGAGGAACAAGUGUGACAAGAUUCCUGAUUUCGCUAGAAAGGGUGGCUCCCUCCUCAACUAAAACUCAGGAUAAUAAUUCCUUUCUAGGGCACUGGAGAUUAAAUGGGAUGCCUUAGAUGAAACCUAGGAGUUUGAUGUGUUAGUUUUCUCUUAUGCUUUUCUCUCCUGUUGAUAACCCCUUUUGAAAGGGGAGAAAACUGUUUUGCUGCAUUUCUUAGGCCUUAUCCCCCAACUCGAAUUACUUUCUUUUGUCAAUGAUUUCUUAAUUUUGCUAUUUUCUUGGCUCUUGCAAUAAAGCAGAAGAAAAUGAACUGAAAAUGCAGCCCAAAGGAUUUAGGGAAAGGCACAGUUUCCUUAGAAUCUGCAAUAAUCAGUGAUAAGAUUCUGUUUCUCACUGUCCUUUGAAAACCUCUGUGAAACAGCCUAAGAGAUGCAGCCAGAAGGCAGGAGCGUGGAUAGGGAGCUUUCCUAAUUCCCACCCCUACAAAUCCUGCCAAUUUUAAUAGCUUUUGAAUUACUUUAUGCCUUGGUUUCCCCAUCUGUAUCAGGAAGACGCUUGUUUCUCAGAAGGGUGGUAAGGAUUGUGCAACAAGUCUGUGCAGCCUGCAGGUAAGGUGUGGUGCCAGCUCCAAGUGUCCUGGUUCACUCUUCUCACCCAUUAAAGCACUUGAACACCCUUAUUUACUGUAAAUGAGCUUGGCCACGAGUCCUGGCUUUUACUAGUCCCACAGAAGCCGGGUCUAGAACUCUUAGGAGCAAAGCAUCUGUUUACCCUGUCCCAGCACCCUAUUCUCUUCCAGAGGGCUUCUAAUCUCUUCUCCUUUUUUUUUUUUUCCCCCAGGCUGGAGUGAAGUGGCACGACCUUGGCUCACUGCAGCCUCCAUCCCCCGGGUUCAAGCCAUUCUCCUGCCUCAGCCUCCCAAGUAGCUGGGAUUACAGGCACCUGCUACCACGCCUGGCUAAUUUUUUGUAUUUUUAGUAGAGAUGGGGUUUCACCAUUUUAGCCAGGCUGGUCUCGAACUCUCGACCUCAGGUUAUCCACCUGCCUCGGCCUCCCAAAGUGCUAGGAUUAUAGUCAUGAGCCACCGUGCCCGGCACCCGGCCUGGCUGCUUAUUCUAAAAGUAGUGGCCCCAGAGGGUCCUUUUGCCUCCUGCUUUCCCUUUAAGGCAGCUUCCUGGCAAAAGUCUUUCCCUCCUUCUCCAUGCAUUUACUAAUUCAGGGGUUUCUAUGAGAAUCUGAGGUGAUUUUUUGCUAUUCUUUCUCUCUUCUCUAGUCUCCAGACACAGCAGUGGACUAGCAGCUCUGUCUGUAGCUUGGGCAGAACAGCUGACCUGGCCUGACUGGGAGGAAGGGUGAGCAGAAAUAGGGGUUGGGUGGAGAUCACCCGGAUGCUUUCCACUGCCACAGAAUCACCCUCAGGCUGCUGGUACAAUCAGUCUCCUACCUUAGGCUGGGGACAGUCUCCUCAGUCAGUGCUUCCUAUUUGGGAAGAGGGACACUGCUGGAGCCCUGGAACAAAUGGCAGUGACAGAACUCUCUGCCUUAGCCCACAGGAUGUAUUGCAGGGGGUGAAAUGUACCAGUGUAGCCAUUUCCAAAAUAUCAAGAACUCAGCUUGGAGAUGGACUUUACUCUCUCCUGCACCAUCAGAAAAGGAGGCUCUCGGGUAUUGAUUUCCAGAACUCCUUCUUUUGUUGGAGGAGUUAAUGUAUUUGGUUAAUUAUUAGGCGAAGUCUAUUUAUCUUAAUCAGGGGAGGACAAUGGCAUCCUGGCUGCAGAGAGUGUUUGGCCAUGUGCUCUAGGUCGGGAAGUCCUGGAAGUUCUAGGGUUCAGCAGGCGGCCUUGCUGGGGUUUUCGACUUCCAUUGAUCAAGUUGAGAAGUGAAAGGUCAGCAAUCCAAGUGAUGGGGAUAUAGGCUCUCUAUCCUGAGACCAGCCAGUUUCCAGGGCCCAUAGUCUGAUGCUAUCAAGCACUAUCCAGUGUUCUGAGGUUGUAAAUAAACUCUGUGCACAAUCUGCAGCCCAGAUUCAAAACUCUUAGCCCAGAACUAGUCAGGCCUUUCUGACUACUUUCAGGCAGAGGUGUUUGCUCAUGACCUUUUCUCUCACCACACCCUGGGGCCCAUGGGAGGAGCUGAGAUCUGCGCUGCAGUGCCAGGAUGCUGACUCUCUUGGUGCUGGCUUCUGCUGCCUUCCUGGGUUCUGUCACAUCCUUCUUGCUCAAUCACUGGGCGCACAGGAUGGAAACUGCUCUCCCCUGUCUGGAAAACAGCGCAUGGCUUAGCUUCACAGAGUUGUGGCUGGAGACCGAAGCAGCAGCCCCUUUCUCAGACCUUCUGUCACCAGUGUUUCUGUGUUAGGGGAGAGGGGAGUCUGCUCUGCCCUGAAGGUCCAGCGAUGGAAGGACAAGUGGUAGGCCGGGCGUUCAGGCUCCUCCGACGUCGACUGCUCCAGCCCAGAGCAGGACCACCCCAGGACAAUUCGAGGGAAGCUUUAAAGGAACCAGAAAGGGCCCAGGAGCACCCUCUGCCCAACUUUGCUGGGGGGCAGCACUUCUUUGAAUACCUUCUUGUGGUUUCUCUAAAAAAAAAACGUUCAGAGGAUGAUUACGAGCCUAUAAUCACCUACCAAUUUCCUAAGCGGGAGAACCUGCUUCGGGGUCAGCAGGAAGAGGAGGAGCGGCUGCUCAAAGCUAUCCCCUUGUUCUGCUUCCCAGAUGGUAAUGAGUGGGCAUCACUCACUGAGUAUCCCAGGGAGACCUUCUCCUUCGUUCUGACCAAUGUGGAUGGGAGCAGAAAGAUUGGAUACUGCAGGCGCCUAUUGCCUGCCGGACCUGGCCCUCGCCUACCCCAAGUGUACUGCAUCAUCAGCUGCAUUGGCUGCUUCGGCUUGUUCUCCAAGAUCCUGGAUGAAGUGGAGAAGAGACAUCAGAUCUCCAUGGCUGUCAUCUACCCGUUCAUGCAGGGCCUCCGAGAGGCAGCUUUCCCUGCUCCUGGGAAGACUGUCACUCUCAAGAGCUUCAUCCCCGACUCAGGCACUGAGUUCAUUUCACUGACACGGCCCCUGGACUCCCAUCUGGAACAUGUGGAUUUUAGUUCUCUAUUGCACUGUCUCAGUUUUGAGCAGAUACUUCAGAUCUUCGCCUCUGCUGUGCUGGAGAGAAAAAUCAUCUUCCUGGCUGAAGGUCUCAGCACCUUGUCUCAGUGCAUCCAUGCUGCCGCUGCACUGCUCUACCCCUUCAGCUGGGCACACACCUACAUCCCUGUUGUCCCUGAGAGCCUUCUGGCCACCGUCUGCUGCCCCACCCCCUUCAUGGUUGGAGUACAAAUGCGCUUCCAGCAGGAGGUCAUGGACAGUCCUAUGGAAGAGGUCCUGUUGGUCAAUCUUUGUGAAGGAACCUUCUUAAUGUCGGUUGGUGAUGAAAAAGACAUCCUGCCACCAAAGCUCCAGGAUGACAUCUUAGACUCUCUUGGUCAGGGGACCAGUGAGUUAAAGACUGCAGAACAAAUCAACGAGCAUGUUUCGGGUCCUUUUGUGCAGUUCUUUGUCAAGACUGUGGGUCAUUAUGCUUCCUAUAUCAAGCGGGAGGCAAAUGGGCAAGGUCACUUCCAAGAGCGAUCCUUCUGUAAGGCUCUGACCUCCAAGACCAAACGCCGGUUUGUGAAGAAGUUUGUGAAGACACAGCUCUUCUCACUUUUCAUCCAGGAAGCCGAGAAGAGCAAGAAUCCUCCUGCAGGCUAUUUCCAACAGAAAAUACUUGAAUAUGAGGAACAGAAAAAGCAGAAGAAACCAAGAGAAAAAACUGUGAAAUAAGAGCUGUGGUGAACAAGAAUGACUAGAGCUACAGGCCAGUUCUGGACUUCAGCCCCUGCCAGUGUGGCAGGAUCAGCAAAGCUCUCAGCCCCCCAAUCCAUAACCUCAAUCUAAGUCUUGACAUCCAGGUAUUGCUUAAAACUGGUGUCUGAGAUUUGGAUCCCUGGUAUCAAUUUCUUGGGACUUUGGAGAGCUCUGACACCAUGCUCACAGAACUGGGCUCAGAGCUGCAUUUUUGGCAGAGGUGACACAGAGUAGGAAACAGUAGUACAGGUAUUGUAUGUACUUGGUUAAAAGCUGCUGCAACUGCCCUCUCCCAUCAUUACAACAUCUUUAACAGAGAACACACUUUGUGGUUGAAAUGCUCAGCCUCUCCACAUAAGUCUGUGGACAUGUAAGGAUGAGUAAAGAAGAAAAUCUUG
This is a messenger RNA of Callithrix jacchus (white-tufted-ear marmoset), 5848 nucleotides long. It is a transcript of the gene DENND2D, whose product is annotated as DENN domain containing 2D. The record is from RefSeq and is a predicted model, not a curated record. NCBI's taxonomy places the organism in Eukaryota, Metazoa, Chordata, Mammalia, Primates, Cebidae. Gene Ontology annotation, cellular component: cytosol; nucleoplasm.